Neospora caninum is the source of this 645-nucleotide messenger RNA. Its product is annotated as SRS domain-containing protein. The record is from RefSeq and is a predicted model, not a curated record. The transcript has a single exon. Lineage: Eukaryota; Apicomplexa; Conoidasida; Eucoccidiorida; Sarcocystidae. The coding region runs from base 1 to 645 and encodes 214 amino acids. Gene Ontology annotation, cellular component: membrane.
AUGGCGGUCGCUCUGCGCAGAUGGAGCCUUGCAGCCUUAAUCGCAACUGCCGCUGCGAUGGCAGUUCUCCAUGCCGCAGCAUCCCUAGCUGAGGGAAGUGAGAGUACUCUAAUCACGUGUGACAACGGACAAAAAAACGGCUCAGCAGGACCUGAGAAUCCUCUCUAUUUCAAGUGUGGCGAGAGCAUGACCUUGAAUCCGACAUCAACUACCCAGGUGUACCUUGAUGCGAAAUGCACAGACCAAGCAGAGCUAAAUACUGUCGUCCCCGGAGCCACAUUGAACGGCCCAAGUCAACGCCCCGCCGGUCUACAAGGCACGAAUGACGUCUACACGCUUACGAUAAAUACUGCUCCGGAAGCAACCAAAACACUUUGUUACAAAUGCGAGGGAAAAAGCACUCCAGUCGUCCAGCACCGGAGCGAAGACUUGACGCAAAGCAACAAAAAAGAGUGCAAAAUUGUGAUCACGGUCGCGGCUGCUCCGACAGUCUCGACUACGGCUCCUCAUGCCACAUCAGACACCGACAUCUCCACAUCCACAACGGAGGCUCCUGUAGCAUCAUCAGGCACGGUCAUUUCCAAUCCCACGACAGUAACUGCGGUGUUUGCCACUGCGUUAGCUCAUGGCCUUUUCUUGCAGUGA